AGUUCUAUCACCAAAACAACUUCACUGCUUCAUUUUCUUGUUUCAUUUUCUCCUCUUUUAUUUCCAUUUUUUCAUUAUUAUUCUACUAGAAAUUCAUCUUUCUGUUUAUUUGCAAUGUCUCAUUAAACUAGAGAUCGAUUUACAUACAUUAAAUAUACUUGUUUUGAGGGUGAGAGUAUAUAUAUUUAUAUAUAUAAACAUACGAUCUUUAAGGUAUUUAUUUCAAUGGCAGCCAAUAUGAAUUCUGCAAUUUCUAGCCUCCUUUGUGCAGAAGAUAACAAUAUCAUUUUUGGCAAUGACAAUAACGAUGAUGUUGGAAAAUGGUAUCUUAAGAAUAAUCAAAGCAGUAAGCAAAACCAUAGUUUUUUUGGGGAAGAGAAUUUUUUGGCUGUUAUGCAAUUACAGAGUGAAGAGUGUGUGGAUUUGAUGAUUGAGAAAGAGAAUCAACAUAUGCCUUGUGGUGAUUACCUUGACAAGUUGAGAAAUGGGAAGUUGGAUAUUGAGAUUAGAGAGCAGAUUCUUGAUUUGAUUGGCAAGGUUCAUUCACAUUUCAAUUUUUGGCCACUCUGUUUAUAUUUAUCUGUGAACUACCUCGAUAGGUUUCUUUCUGCCUAUGAUUUACCUAAGGGAAAAGCAUGGAUGAUUCAGCUAUUGGCUAUAGCCUGUUUGUCUCUGGCAGCUAAAAUGGAAGAGACUAUAGUUCCUCUAUCUCUAGAUCUACAGAUAAAGGAAGCAAAAUUUGUAUUUGAAGCAAGAACCAUACAAAGAAUGGAGCUUCAUGUAUUAAGCACAUUGAAAUGGAGAAUGCAUGCAAUCACUCCAUUCACAUUCAUUGAUUAUUUCAUUAAGAAGAUAAAUGGUGAUCAAACUGCUUCAAGAUCUUUAAUCACUAAAGCAGUAAAAGUUAUAUUAAGAACACUUAAAGGAAUUCACUUCUUAGAAUUCAAGCACUCUGAGAUUGCAGCAGCAGUAGCAAUCUCUGUUGUGGUGAAAACUGAGACAAUGGACAUUGAGAAAGCAUUAUCUGCUUUAGUGAAGCAAGUACAAAAGGAUAGAGUAAAGAAGUGUGUUGAAUUGAUUCAAGAAUCAUCUUUGCUAAGUGAUUUUGAUAAAGGUUUAACCCCUUUUGUUCCUCAAAGUCCAAUUGGUGUGUUGGAUGCUAAAUGCCUAAGUUACAGAAGUGAUGAUUCAGGAGCUGAGUCAUGUGCAAAUUCCACACCUAAUAGCCCAGAUACUAAGAGGAGAAAGAUGAAUAGAACCUAUGCAGUGGACAUAAAGGAAUGGAUAAAUGAGUGAAAGCCUUUUACCCCUUUCAAAAGGAUUUGAUGCAAUGAGAGUUAUGGUGUGAUACUUGAAUCUGCAUCCCCAAACAGAACUUAAAAAAUAAUAAAAAAUAAUAAUAAUAAUAAUAAUAAUAAUAAUAAUAAUAAUAAUAAUAAUAAUAAUAAGAUAAUAAUAUGGAGAAAAAUAAAAUUUUGUGAGGAAGAGAUUGCAAGUAGUUGGAUCGUUUUUGGAGGUCGAUAAUUUAUCAUACGCCAAAGAAUUUGAUGCCACGUUUUUGUAAAAGUGGUGUUCAAGCCAAUUUGCGAGCACUUCAUGUCAAGAAGGCAACUUUAUGCCAUUAGUAUGAGGGAACUCGGAGAAUUUUACUGAGUAAACGUGGGACUUUUUGAGAUUUCGUUCAAUCUAUACUUUUUAUAUCUUGUUUGAAGAGAUAACUAUAUUUAAAGUCUUAUAAAUAGAAAUAUACAAAGAAUGUAUUAUUAUACGCAAUCCUUGUUUUGUCCUUUACUGUAUUGUCCUAAAUUUUGUAAUAAAAAACAAUUUUCGCCGGCCAAAUUAUAUUUAUUCUUUC
Messenger RNA from Nicotiana tabacum (common tobacco), 1855 nucleotides. Its product is annotated as cyclin-D4-2-like. Lineage: Eukaryota; Viridiplantae; Streptophyta; Magnoliopsida; Solanales; Solanaceae. The record is from RefSeq and is a predicted model, not a curated record.